ACAUAUAUAAUACACGAAGUUUGAAAAAAUUGAAAUGCUCAUGCGGAAUUGUUAUACAAAUCUGUGAAAGCAUAAGGAACGGAAAUAUAUGGAAGUUCGCACGCAGUAAUGAAAAAUAAAUUCAUUACAAAUAAAUUAUUGCACUUUAAUAAUUUAUAUUAUUAAUUUGUAAAAAACAGGUCAUGAGAGCAGCGACAGCAACACCAGUGUCAUGCCGCCACCUCCUUCAAACAAGGUGGCAUGCAGAAAACGAUUUUGCGAUUCGUGGCUAGCAGAACCCAAUUUUUCUUCGUGGCUCCAGAAAUGCGAGGGCAACCCGUUUAAGGCGUUCUGUACUGCCUGCGAAAAAGAAUUCAAUUGCGGGAAAUCUGAGCUGAGGAAGCACGCCAGCGGUCAAUCGCACAUUACCAUGUUGCGUAAUACAGGAGACUUGACGGACACGGACAGCGCAGCGUGGCUGGCUUUUGCAUCCGUACGUGAACGUGUCAAAAGAGCCGAGAUCAUCCAUGUUCUCAAUAUCAUAGAACACAGCAGAAGCUUCCACUCGUAUGAGCACGAUACGAGAAUGCAGCUGAGGGCUGUGGAUUCAAUGGAUGUUUUAAAGCAAAUGAAAUUGAAGCGUACCAAAAUUGCAGCCAUCACGAACAACGUCAUCAACGAAGCCAUCGUGAGGAAUGUCACUAAAAUAUUAAAGAAUACAUUCUUCUCAAUCCUAGUGGAUGAAAGCACCGACGUGUCAGGGUACAAAAAUUUAUGCAUCCUGGCGAGAUACACGUAUGAGGGGACAAUCCAGACAUAUUUACUAGAUUAUUUACGAUUGAGAGAAGGAAAUGCCGAGUAUUUAUACGAUUGUUUCAAAUACUCAAUGCAAAAAUACGACAUUCCAGUCAGCAACGUCAUUGGCGUUUCUGUUGACAAUGCAAGUGUAAUGGUGGGGAAACAUAAUUCAUUCGUUUCUCGGCUGCUGGCAGAAAACGAUUCACAAGUUGUCGUUUUACCAUGUAUAUGCCACUCCAUUCACCUGGCAGCCUGCAAUGCAUGUAAGAAGUUACCGGAGCACGUGGAAGAAUUAUUAUAUUCAUUGUAUAGCUACUUCGUUUCAAGCCUUAAAAAACAGCAAGGUUUGGAAGACAUACAGGAGAUAAUGCACAUUACAAAACAGAAGCUCCUUCAACCAUCGAAAACAAGGUGGCUAGCACUGUCACAAUGUGUCGACAGAGUUCUGAACCAAUGGAAUGCUCUUUACGCAUAUUUCGCUGUAGAAUCGUGUACAGCGGCAAAUCCAUUAUUUCCCGGCAUGUCCUUGGAAGAAAGUAUAUGUAACAGGAUGAACUAUCCAUUAACGAAGGCGUACUUGCAGUUUUCAAUUACAUCCUUCGGAAGUCCGCCAAUUUGAACGUUCGUUUCCAAACGAACGACAUAUUACUACACUCUUUGUAUUUACAAUGUGCAGACUUUCUAUCAGUGGUAGCAACAAAUUUUAUGCAACCCGAAGUUCUAACAAGGAACAACUUACAUUCAGUAGAUCCGUAUGAUGCACAAUAUUUAUUACCAACGGAUAAAAUUAACAUCGGGCAAAGUGCACUUGAUCUUGUUUCUGAAUUCACCUCAUCAACGGAGGAAGGGAAAGAAGAGAAACUAACAGCGUUCUACAGACAACUUCAUACGCGACUUGUCUUUUCUCCUACCAAAAAAUGCUC
Molecule: messenger RNA, 1700 nt
Organism: Ceratina calcarata
Lineage: Eukaryota; Metazoa; Arthropoda; Insecta; Hymenoptera; Apidae
Exons: 2
Coding region: 212-1396 (394 amino acids)
Source: RefSeq, a predicted model, not a curated record